AUGGACGCCCGCCUGGCCAUCCUCCUCGUCCUCUUCCUCGCGGCCGCGGCGUCCUCACCGCUGGCCUCCGCGCAGCUCGACAGAGAGUUCUACAAGACGUCGUGCCCGGACGCCGAAAAGGUCAUCUUCGACGUCGUCCAGAAGCGGUUCAAGGCGGACGACAGCAUCGCCGCCGGCCUCCUCCGCCUCGUCUUCCACGACUGCUUCGCAAACGGCUGCGACGCGUCCAUCCUGAUCGACCCGCUGUCGAACCAGGCCUCCGAGAAGGAGGCGGGCCCGAACGUCUCCGUCAGGGGCUACGACGUCAUCGAAGAGAUCAAGACGGAGCUGGAGAAGAAGUGCCCGGGCGUGGUGUCCUGCGCGGACAUCGUCACGACCAGCGCCCGGGACGCGGUGCGCCUGACGGGCGGCCCCGCCUACGAGGUGCCCAUGGGCCGGCGCGACUCGCUCACGUCCAACCGCGAGGACGCGGACAACCUGCCGGGCCCCGACAUCGCGGUGCCCAAGCUCAUCGACGAGUUCUCCAAGCAGGGAUUCACCCUCGAGGAGAUGGUCGUGAUGCUCGCCGGCGGCCACUCCAUCGGCAUCUGCAGGUGCUUCUUCAUCGAGGCCGACGCCGCGCCCAUCGACCCGGAUUUCAGGAAGAACAUCAGCUCGGCUUGCGACGGCAAGGACUCGGGCAACGUGCCCAUGGACUUCCUCUCGCCCAACACCUUCGACUCGAGCUACUUCGGCCUAGCUCUGGCCAAGAAGAUGCCGCUCACCAUCGACCGGCUGUUGGGGAUGGACUCGAAGACGGAGCCCGUGCUUAAGGCCAUGGAGGCAAAGCCUACCGACUUCGUCCCCUUGUUCGCCAAGGCCAUGGAGAAGCUCAGCGUUCUCAAAGUUAUCACAGGGAAGGAUGGCGAGAUCAGGAAGACGUGCUCCGAGUUCAACACCGCUCCGGCCAGCGGCGGCUCGUCGGUGAUUCGGGUCAGCUCCUUGAACCCCGAGGACCAGCUGCUGGGGGGACUGCCACAGCCAGGGGGCAGGAAGGCGGGCGGUCCCGUGGAUCCGGCCGUCGACGCGCCCCUGUCCCCCAGCGAGCUAGAAGCCAAGAGGCUGAAGAAUGAAGGCAAGAUCGCCAAUACCAACGCCGAUGAGGCGGCCGCCAAGGUUUUGGGCGGAGUCGUCGUCAACGAAGGCGGCGUAAUCCAGCCACCCAAGGUUGUGCCACUAAUCGGCGAGGAGCCCAAGAAGGACGCCGGUGUCCCAGCAGCCGGUCAGGUGCCAGAGAUCGGCAAGGCCGUGGGCAUCGAGGAGAGCAAGAUGGUGGCUCCUGGCAACAAGAUCCUGGGCGACGAGCCGGGCAGCAAGUUGCCGGGACCCGAGGAGGUUAAGCCGGGACCCAAACUCCGCGGAGCCGGGCUGUAG
Messenger RNA from Panicum hallii, 1413 nucleotides. RefSeq names its product peroxidase 44-like. The transcript is spliced from 2 exons. Bases 1 to 1413 code for a protein of 470 amino acids. Lineage: Eukaryota; Viridiplantae; Streptophyta; Magnoliopsida; Poales; Poaceae. Gene Ontology annotation, molecular function: peroxidase activity; heme binding. Gene Ontology annotation, biological process: hydrogen peroxide catabolic process; response to oxidative stress. The record is from RefSeq and is a predicted model, not a curated record.